This is a messenger RNA of Paraglomus brasilianum, 1129 nucleotides long. NCBI's taxonomy places the organism in Eukaryota, Fungi, Glomeromycota, Glomeromycetes, Paraglomerales, Paraglomeraceae. The record is from the annotation of a GenBank genome assembly.
AUGUAUGCAGACACAUUUCCAAGAAGAUGUGUGUUGGAGUCGAACCUGAAUGUGACUUCAUGAACACAUGGACCACUGUGAAAGCCUAUGCAGGAAUGAUGAUCCCUGAGCCUGGCAGCAUCAUUGAACAUCCUGAAGGCAAAGAUCUUGCAGUUAUCAGUGAUGCGAAGCUUUACAUAAGGAAGUCAUACAAGGACAUCCAUGACAUUGUGAUCAAGGCAGGCCAGUCGAAAAAGCCAAAGAUCCUUAUCACAGGCACUUCUGGAUAUGGCACUGUGAACCCUCUAAUAUGUCUGGCAAAGUCUGUCAUUGCCAUUUCACCAAAGGCUGCCAAGACCAGAAACUUUCAAGAGUUUGACAAAGAUCUCAUCCACAGAUACCACAUGCCACCAUGGUUGGAAGAAGAACUUUUGGCAUGCCAGAAGUUGGUGCAGCCUCUCUUGCCAGAAAAACUUGUAGUGGAAAUAUAUGAGAUCUUGGGUGGCAUACCAAGAUAUGUUUUAAAGGUGCCUGCAAAAUGCAUUGCGGAGGGAGGCAAAAUCAUGAGUGAGAACAUCUUGGAAAAUGCAAAGGCAAAGGCCACCUACUGUUUUGUAUCCACUCUUUCCAGUCUUGCCAAUGUCAAUAUGUUCCUUCAAUGCCUCCGAGACCAUGGUGAAUACAUGGAAAUCAGCAAUCACAUCAUCCACAGACUGCCAUGUCCUGUCACUUACGAAGAAGGCACGAUUGCCUGGGGGUCCAGGCACAUUGAGUUGAAUGUCUUAAAGAAGUGGGAGCUGCAGUCAUGGAACAAGUUACUGGAAUCUUUCUGCAAUUCAUCAACACCUGAGGGAUACAAGGUUAUCAGUGAGAAGCUAUUUGUGCCAAAAAACCUAAACUCUGAGCUUAUCAGCCAUAGAUUUUCACCAAACUGUCUGUUCCAAGUCACUGUUUCAGAAACACACCCAAUCAUGCAUCAUCACUUGGUCAACAUUGUUGAACAUAUGCCAGCAUACCUUCAAGACAAAAAGACAAAAAUUCAGUUCUACUUUGUAGUGCCAGAAGACAAGUAUGACAAUUUCCAAUACCAAAAGCUUGAGACUGAGACUAGAAAUGAACAGAAUGUCAAAUCAACCAGGGAGAUUAAAAG